Homarus americanus (American lobster) is the source of this 326-nucleotide messenger RNA. RefSeq names its product early nodulin-75-like. The record is from RefSeq and is a predicted model, not a curated record. The transcript has a single exon. The annotation marks the transcript as partial. NCBI's taxonomy places the organism in Eukaryota, Metazoa, Arthropoda, Malacostraca, Decapoda, Nephropidae.
UGGCAACCACCCUCAGUGGCAGCCACCCAGUGGCAGCCCUUGUGGCAGCCACCCCUCAGUGGCAACCUCAGUGGCAACAGUGGCAGCCACCCCUCAGUGGCUCACCCCCUCAGUGGCAACCACCCCUCAGUGGCAACCACCCUCCCCAGUGGCAACCACCUCCCCAGUGGCAACCACCCUCCUCAGUGGCAGCCACCCCCUCAGUGGCAGCCACCCCCCUCAGUGGCCACCUCCCUCAGUGGCAGCCACCCUCUCCAGUGGCAACCACCUCAGUGGCAACCACCCUCAGUGGCAGCCACCUCAGUGGCAACCAAGCCCCUCAGUGA